Messenger RNA from Corticium candelabrum, 1545 nucleotides. Its product is annotated as wnt inhibitory factor 1-like. The record is from RefSeq and is a predicted model, not a curated record. NCBI's taxonomy places the organism in Eukaryota, Metazoa, Porifera, Homoscleromorpha, Homosclerophorida, Plakinidae. Bases 99 to 428 code for a protein of 109 amino acids. The transcript is spliced from 3 exons.
AUAACACAUGAUUUAUUUCUAAUCUCCAUUUUGUAAUCCAGGAACAAAUCCCCUGCUGAAAGAUAUAUUAUAUCGCACAGAGAAAGGUACUGAACUUCAUGUGGAUUUUGGGCUGGGACCGAUGCACUUGUUACAGAUAUCGUGGAGAAUCUCGAUAUAGAUUUAACGUCUACAGAUUCUGCUGUCCAAACUAUUAUGGCACUGACUGCGACAAACCAUACUGCUUCGGUGCAGAAGACUGUAAAAAUGGUGACUGUGUGAGACCAGAUGUAUGUAACUGCAACCCCGACUACACAGGGAUGAAGUGUCUUCAACCAGUAUGCACCAAAUCAUGCCUAAAUGGUGGUACGUGUACGAAACCUGACAAUGCACUUGUAGAGAAGACUGGACCAGCACUGACUGCUCUGAGCCAACAUGUAUAUCAAUAGGAGGUUGUAAACAUGGAAGGUGUACUGGUCUCAACAGACGUUCCUGUUCACUGGGUUAGACAGGCAAGCGAUGCGACAAACCUCACUGUAACAAUCCUUGUGUCCAAGGAGAGUGUACUAAGCCAAAUCAUUGUACCUGUGAUCAAGAUUGGGAUGGGCAGAUGUGUGCCGAAGCUAUAUGUAAGCCAGACUGUCGUAAUGAUGGCGAAUGUGUGGCCCCUGGUAAUUGCAGCUGCCCAAUUGGUUGGGAAGGAGAUCAUUGUGAAAAUCCUAUCUGCAACAAAACAUGCGAACAUGGAGAAUGCCAAGGUCCCAAUUUCUGCUCAUGUGAUAAAUUCUACCAAGGUGAUUGGUGUUAAGUGCCUGUGUGCCAAAGUCCAUGCCAGAACGGAGGCAAUUGUACAGCUCCAGGAAAAAGUUCUUGUCCCAUAAUGUUCACAGGAGAUCUAUGUGAGACUCAGCUCUGUAAUGAUGUAGAUCCACCCAAAAACAGCCUCUCCUAUUGUGCAACGUACAGUGGCAAGCGUAUGUGCACUUUCUCAUGCAUCAACGGCUUUGGAUUCCCUUCAAUUAUUGCAAAUGGAGGUUGGAAUCCUUCGUUCUGCCUAGAAUCAUCUAGGUGAUCACAUGAAGUGAGUCUUAACAGAGCAACAGUGCCUGACUGUGUAAAGGUCAAGAGCCCAUAUAUAAUUUUUGGUAUCACAACAGACUUCAUCUACACGGCCAUUGUCAAAAUCUGACAGAAGUAGAGAAAGACAAAGUAAGGGACAUGUUCAAGUCUGUUGUUGAACAGCAAAUGAGAGCUGUAUGUCAGAACACUAUCUGUAAUGACACUACAUUGAGCGAAGAAUUUCAUUGCCAUCGUAUCUCCGAAAGAUCUGACACUCAGUUCAGAUCAAAACUUACUGUAAAACUAAAAAUCAAACUAAAGCUACCGCCAAAGUUUUGAAUCAAACCAUUUGUGACCAAAGCUGUCUCCACUCCUUGCAAAAUUUAGUGGCAACAGGAAAAACAUUACAAAACUGAAAAACACCCUGGAAUCAUCAGAUAUUGGAACAAUAAAAAUUGGAAACCAAACAGUGUUGUCUUUUGUCAAGGGAUCAUCUAGAGAAUUACA